This is a messenger RNA of Chrysemys picta bellii (western painted turtle), 855 nucleotides long. The record is from RefSeq and is a predicted model, not a curated record. Lineage: Eukaryota; Metazoa; Chordata; Testudines; Emydidae.
ACUGCCCGGUCCUGCCCACUGGGGAGUUUCCCUCAUUGCAUGGAAAUGAGAAUGAAAUCUCUGUUGCUUUUCCUUUCCCUGUUCUCCGCCCCCACCUGUGUCCUGUCUCAGGUGCAGCUGGUCCAGUCCGGCCUGGGAACGGUGAAGCCUGGAGAGACCCUCACCCUGACCUGCGCUGUCUCGGGUGUAUCCAUCACUGAUAGCAGCUACGCUUGGAACUGGGUCCGGCAGCCCCCCGGGAAAGGGCUGGAGUGGAUGGGGUAUGUGUACCCGUAUAGUAGCGGGAGCACAAGCUACGCCCCGUCUCUCCAGGGCCGAAUCACCAUCUCUGGAGACACCGCCAAGAACCAGUUCUCCCUGCAGCUCCGCUCGCUGACAGCUGCAGACACCGCCACCUAUUACUGCGCCAGGGGCACGUGCUUGGUUUGCUGGUGCCUAGAGCCGGCCCUGAUCCCCAGCCUGGAGAGCGGGGCUGGAUCCAUGAUUUCACCCAGAAAUUGGGGCUGUGACUACUUCCCCCUUAGAUGUUCCCAGGAGCUCUGUUCCUAUUGGCAGAGGCUGUACGUGCCUUAUGCAGCCAGUCCAGUCCAGCCCAGGACCAGCGAAGGCGGAGAGACCCUCACACUGACCUGCGCUGUCUCCGGGUUCUCCAUCAUGACUCCGCAGUACGAGCUGGACGGGAUCCAGCAGCCCGCUGGGAAAGGGCUGGAGUGGGUGGCUUAUGUAGUUGCAGACAGUGGUGGUUCUGGAUACACCUUCAGCAGCCACCGGAUGAGCUGGGUCCGCCAGGCUCCCGGGAAGGGACUGGAGUGGGUCGCCUACAUUUACAGCACCAGCAUAUACUACAGUGACUCG